Messenger RNA from Anisakis simplex (herring worm), 153 nucleotides. The record is from the annotation of a GenBank genome assembly. Lineage: Eukaryota; Metazoa; Nematoda; Chromadorea; Rhabditida; Anisakidae.
CUGAGUAUACUCAAACGUUCGAGUAAAUCGUCGUGCGAUUUGUCUGAAUCGGAACCGGACACGAUGAAAGACUUGCAAUCGUUCACUGGCUUUGCUACGGCCUACAAGAAUAUGACUGCAUCCCCUGAUGGGACACAAUUAUUGUUCAAGUAA